Molecule: messenger RNA, 5052 nt
Organism: Salvelinus sp. IW2-2015
Lineage: Eukaryota; Metazoa; Chordata; Actinopteri; Salmoniformes; Salmonidae
Product: copine-5
Biological process (GO): cellular response to calcium ion
Cellular component (GO): plasma membrane
Molecular function (GO): calcium-dependent phospholipid binding
Source: RefSeq, a predicted model, not a curated record
CCGUCUCUCUCUCUCUCUGUCUCUCUCUCUAUCUCUCUCUCUCUCUCUGGCUGGCUCUCCCGGUCUCAUCGCGGGGGGCUGGCGUGUGAUCUGAUCUCCGACCUGUCCUCGCGACCCACCGGGAGGGGGAACACGACACAAUCACCACCCAACACGCGCUCGACUGGGGCCAGGCUGUGCGAGUCACGGAUCGCUCCCGAGUCGCCCCGCGCGCUCGCCCAUGGGCUUGCGCCCAUGGAGGGGGACGUCAUGGACAAACUGGGGGACAUGGCCUCGGUUUAUGAGUUCGACCCGAUCACCGGGAACAUUCCCGCUACUAAAGUAGAGAUCACCGUCUCAUGCAGGAAUCUACUAGAUAAAGACACAUUCUCCAAAUCUGACCCAUUGUGUGUGCUCUACACCCAAGGAGUGGAGACCAAGCAGUGGAGAGAGUUUGGGAGAACAGAGGUGAUUGACAACACUCUAAACCCAGACUUUGUCAGGAAGUACAUCCUGGACUAUUUCUUUGAGGAGAAGCAGAAUCUACGCUUUGACUUAUAUGAUGUGGACUCUAAAAGCCCAGACCUAUCCAAACACCCUUCUGAUCUCAACGACUUCUUGGGUCAAGUGUUCUGUACCCUGGGGGAGAUCGUGGGGUCACCUGCCAGUCGACUGGAGAAACCACUGGGGGGGAUAGCUGGGAAGAAAUGUGGCACCAUCAUUCUGUCUGCAGAGGAGCUGGGAAACUGUAGAGACAGUGCAACGAUGCAGUUCUGUGCCAACAAACUGGACAAGAAGGACUUCUUUGGCAAGUCAGAUCCUUUCAUGGUGUUCUACAGGAGCAACGAAGACGGAACGUUUACUAUCUGCCAUAAGACAGAGGUGGUGAAAAAUACGUUGAAUCCAGUUUGGCAGUCAUUCACCAUUCCUGUCAGAGCACUCUGCAAUGGGGACUUUGACAGAACGAUCAAGAUAGAGGUGUAUGACUGGGACCGAGAUGGCAGCCAUGACUUCAUAGGGGAGUUUACCACUAGUUACCGGGAGCUGGCUCGAGGCCAGAGCCAGUUCAAUGUCUAUGAGGUGGUGAAUAUCAAAAAGAAAAUGAAGAAAAAGAAAUAUGGGAACUCUGGAACGGUGACCCUCCUCUCCUUUUCAGUGGAAUCAGAGUGCACCUUCCUGGAUUACAUCAAGGGAGGGACCCAGAUCAAUUUCACUGUGGCCAUCGAUUUCACUGCGUCUAAUGGUAACCCAUCCCAGUCCACUUCUCUACACUAUAUGAACCCAUACCAGAUGAAUGCAUACGCCAUGGCCUUGAAGGCUGUAGGGGAGAUCAUCCAGGACUACGACAGUGAUAAGAUGUUCCCUGCCUUGGGCUUCGGAGCCAAGCUGCCCCCGGAUGGACGGGUCUCACACGAGUUCCCACUGAACGGUAACGUAGAGAACCCUUACUGUAACGGUAUAGAUGGCAUCCUGGAGGCCUAUCACGAGAGUCUGAAGACMGUUCAGCUCUACGGACCAACCAACUUCGCCCCRGUAGUCAACCACGUGGCCAGUUAUGCUGCAGCGGUUCAGGACGGGUCCCAGUACUUCGUCCUCCUCAUCAUCACAGACGGAGUCAUAUCAGACAUGGCUCAGACCAAGGAGGCCAUCGUCAAUGGAGCUAAACUGCCCAUGUCCAUCAUCAUCGUGGGAGUGGGACAGGCUGAGUUUGACGCUAUGGUGGAGUUGGAUGGUGAUGACAUCAGAAUUUCAUCCAGAGGGAAGCUUGCAGAGAGAGACAUUGUCCAGUUUGUCCCAUUUAGAGACUACAUGGACCGGACAGGAAACCACGUGUUGAGUAUGGCCCGGCUAGCCAAGGAUGUCCUGGCUGAGAUCCCUGAUCAGUUAAUCUCCUAUAUGAAGAGUCGGGGCGUCAAACCCAACCCCACACCGCCUCCCUACACACCCCCUGGACACACACACCACACACAGAUCUGAGUCCACCGCACAAACCUCUACACUGACUACUGACGAGUCAAGGAUUUGCAGACCCUGGGAACUCUCUACUUCCUGGUUGGAAUGUUGGGACGGGAAGUGGUGUGAUAGGAAGUUGUUGAAGCAAUAGGGUGUUUGUGUCGGGACUCUCCCAGACAGGUGACUCUUUGGAGAAGACAACAGCGUUUCUGUCCAUUGUGGUUCUAUCUAUUCGGUCUGUUUCUCUGAGGAAGAGAGACGGCAAUGGACAGACCAUUCGAGGACUUGUCUCUUUAUCAACAUACAUGGGCCAGUGACUGUUUCUUCUUGUCUUGUUUGAGAGCAGGUGGGUGAAGGGGUCAUGUGGGGUCAUGUUGUGGUUGAAACUUGUGCCUGUCUGUGAUCUGGUUGUCUAACUGUAAUGGGACAAGUGGAACCCURAUCUGAACUCUGACCUGUGACUUUUGACCUAGCUCGCCAUUGGUGUAUUAGAGUGUGUGUGUUAAGGUGAUGUUUUUGGAUACUUUUCCAUUCAUUUUUGUUUUGGGCCUGAGACACAUUCCCAUAUUGAUUUGUAGCUUUAUUAUUUAAGGUUGGAAAAAAAAGAAAAGUGUAUUCACCUUGUGWGUUUUCUUUUUAAGUCAUUGGGUGUCUUUGCUUUUCAUACUCCCAUAAGUUGUAGACUCUUCUCUUGCUUUCUAUUUUAAAGCAUGUUCGUAUAGGAUGGAAUUCCCCAUAUGUCUGUAUUUAUAAUGUAUCAAAAGUGGCAUGGAUAUAUAAUUAAUAUGUGACCAUCCAGUUUGGAUUUCUCAAUUACAAACAAGGAUAGUUUAACAAUAUGGAAAAGCACAAGGGAGAGCUCAUCAUAGCUCUCUAAACCACUUAACCACCACCACAGGAAUGUAACUAUGCACAUCAGCGUUUGGACACAAUAACCUGUCUGUGACAUACAUACAUACAUACAUACAUACAUCAGAAGUAUUGCUUUCUUUUUUCAAGGGUUCUGAUAGUUUACCAUGUCCUAUUUGGUAUCAGUCAAAGAGUGAAAAUAUAUACUAAUCUUUCAACUACUAUUUUCUUCUCUCUCUCUUUCCAUCUCUCUUUCUUUCCAUCUCCCUAAUUCCCAUAGUGAAUGGAUUUUGGUUUAUUGACAUUAAACUGCUGGAUAAAGACAGCAAAUGUAUUCACUUGAAUCGCAUUUAAUUCCAUUGAAACCUUUUCAUAAUCAACAAUAACUCGCCCACCAGUCCUUUUACCGUCCACCCCWCUCUCUCUGGUCACCCAACAGCUUCUCUGCUCCCUGAGAAUAAGCCAUUAUUGUGUUAUAAUCAGAUAAAGCCAGGCUGAAAUGAAAUCAAGCUGAGGAGUAUAGACAGUCUGGACACCUGCUGCACAGCACACAUAGACAGACAGAGGGACGGAUCUCCUCAGCUAGCUAAAUACUCUGUAGGCCUUAACGUACUGUAGACAGCAUUCCAACCAAGCCUGAUAAACAACUAAGGUUGACCAGUUCUGUUAACUUUUCCAAAAUGUUCAGGUUUUCCAGAAAUCCUGCUUUGAAAAUUCCUGGAAUCACAAGGAACAUUCCUUGAAAACCUAGGAAUUCUUUGCAAAGUUACCGGAAUUUUGCAACCCUAUACACGUCUCUCUUCUCUUGGAGUUAUAAUCGCUAAAAGUGCUGUAUGUUUUGGAAAUGGCUCAGCCUGGUUUUGUACAGUGUUGUGUGUAAUAUAUGGGGGUAAAGACAAAUGGUAUAUCUGAUAUCUAUACAGUUAAUUAUAUGGCUUGUUUUUUCUUACUAAGUGGUGUGGACCUAGAGUAUCAGGAGUGAGUGUGUGUGUGUUCAAUAAUAAGAGUGGUUUACAACAGUACAUAUUCCUCCUGUUAACUUUAAGGAAAGCACUUUAUUCUAUUCCUUAAGAGGUGUACUGCUACUUCGACAGUAUGUUUAUUUAUACAUUUUUAGAGAUGGUGAUCUUAUUGAUAUAUUAUAUGAUUAACUUGAUUUUCUUCUGGAAUUUGUAUGAUUAAAAGCCAUUUAUUCUGCCGACAACGCCACAAMAAUAGAAGUAGACUUGCACACUGACUUCAAUGGGGAUGUUAUUCGUUCUAGUAAUUCUAUUUCUAUGGCRACGCUAUAAAAAMACAGUAUCUCUCCUCAAUCGACCCCUGAUCUGUAGGAUUGCCAGAUUGUGUACAAGAUCCAUCCACUCACCUGGGAUGCAUUGACAGUGUUUUAUAUUCUGUGCCAACUAUCUGUAACACUAGCCCCGUUUAUAACUGGUUCUAGCUUGCGUCCUUGUCCUGAUCUUGUCCACAUUCUGAUUGCGCAUUUUUUGACCGGUCUAGACAAUCAAAAGACACAUUGUGAUCUGAUUGUGAUCAGAUCAUUCUGCCCACCUCUGGAGGUAGUCAGACACACAUCGUGUCUGGAUAUCUUACAGGUGUAGACAGAUCUGGACAGAGAAACCAUUUAAAUCAUAAUUAUUCAGCCAUCUAAAAUCAUUGAAAAGUGGCACCAAUAACCGAUUACAUCAAUAUGUGUCUUACAAUAAAUACAUAUUAUUUUGAAUGAAUAGCUGUGAAGCUAUUUGCAGAAAGGUGCCAGGAAAGUGCCAGGAAAUCUGGUCACAAUGCAGAUGAUAUCAGACAUGUUUUAAGCACAUUUCUGUGUAGACACAUUUCUGGAAAUGUGGGCACAAUCAUAAUGUAGACAAGAUCAGGACAUAGGACCCAUAUAGCACCAGGUAUAAAUGGGAUUAUAGACACCAUUUCAUCUGGAUUAAUGGCCACAAGUUCAGUGGACUGUUUGCUUUCUCUUCUCUCUCUCUCAUGCCUGGCCAUUUCUGCUGUUACCGUGAGAUUUCUUGACAGGAAGAGAGAUCACACAUAGAAAAACUGUAACCGACCAGCAUGUUGCAACAAUUAACUUUUUUUUAUCCUCUUUUCACUUUUGUUGUUUAUCCCUCUGGGUUUSUAAUGUGCAUGGUUCCCCUUUUUAUUUGAAACGUUUUUUGUUGUUGUUGUACAUGAUCGUUGUCAUACGGUGGGUUGUGAAAUGCUUUGUAUUGGAUUGCCUUAAAUGAAAAUGAAUAAAACAAAAACAAAUGACUACUUUUA